Messenger RNA from Athene cunicularia (burrowing owl), 1182 nucleotides. It is a transcript of the gene C1H21orf140, whose product is annotated as family with sequence similarity 243 member A. The record is from RefSeq and is a predicted model, not a curated record. Lineage: Eukaryota; Metazoa; Chordata; Aves; Strigiformes; Strigidae. Gene Ontology annotation, biological process: monoatomic ion transport. Gene Ontology annotation, molecular function: voltage-gated potassium channel activity. Gene Ontology annotation, cellular component: membrane.
AUGGCUUUCAGCAACCACACAAACAGCAGUUCAGUCUUGCCGAAUUUACUCCACAUGUUUGUGGAACAAAAGAAGAACCUUCGGUUCAAUAAUUUCAGCAACCCAGCCUUGGAGAUGCAAGAGGAGAUAAUGGCCUCAUUUUAUAUCCUCAUCAUCGUUGGGUUUUUUGGCUUUCUUCUCUUUGUCAUGAUGCUCAGCAAUAUUGUUUCCAGCAAGCCUGAAAACUACAUUGACUAUCUCUAUUCUGGGAAGCUUAACCAUCAGAGAAGCAAGGUGGAGCUUCCAGGAAAGGAGAGCAAAGACACUUUUUUUAUCAUCAACAGCACCGCCUUACUGGAGCUGCAAAGGCAGGAUGGCAAAAACAACCAUGGAUCUGAGGUGCCAAGCACAGACACAGUCCUGAGGAAUGUGUUGCUCAGCCUUGGAGGGGGUGAUGGCAUUGGUGCUGGGCUCAAUGCAGAUCCCUCAGGGCGCUUCGCAAAUCUGCUCCUCAGGCACGUAUUUGAUGCUGCUUCAAAGAGGCAGUGCCUGCAGUAUUUAAGAGCUCUGAGGAUACUGCAGCUUAAUGGUUUCAAAGCCAUUUUUGUAGGGGAAACAGAUAUUCCAGAAAGUCUUAAAACAGGAGAAAAACUAUCCAAGGAGGCCAGACCGUGCUGGCUGGUAUGGAUGCUUGUUCAUGCUGGCAACAACCAAGGCAAUAGCAAACUGCUAUUAAGAAGUGAUCUGCCCAUCCAGUAGCAAAAUGGUAUCUUUCAGGAGUUGUGUGAAUCUCUGACCAUGUCCUGUGGGAAGUGCGUAAUUGUGAUGAGGGAUAAAAAUGAGCUGAUGUGUGUUGGGGAAAAAGGUGGUAAGGAGCCAGAGACGGGAACUCUGCUUCCACCAGAAAUCUACAUGUCCAGCAUUGAGUGUUGCCCUAGAGUUGCUAGAGCCAAUAGCCAUGAGCUCCUUGUGCCUUUUCUUAGGCAUCUCUACCCUAUGGACAUUGCCUGGUUUUCUUUGAAAUAGUUUAUUAUAAACAGGAAGGACUUUGCCCUGAGGUCUAUUGAGAGGACCCACUCCUCUAAUAUCCUCUUCAGUGACUCAUUUGUUAAAGGAAUAGAGAAGAUGACCCCAAACAAAUGGAAGGUAGCGAUUAACAGAGUGAAGAGAUCGGAGAACUACUACCUUGACACACCUUCUUAA